CGGCUGAAAUUUCAUAGACACAGACACUUUUAUUUUAUUUCAGAAUCAAAAUUAUAUCAAGUAUCAAAUAAAGAGUGAUGUAAUAUUGGCACAAUGUUACUAAUACUUCGAGAAUAGCGAAACCAGAUUUCAAGUUACUGCCUACAAUUUGACUAGAAAGGCCUGUUACGAAAUGCCCGGUUAACCUACAUUUUAAUCCAACAGAACCUCAAAUAAUCCUUUAUAAUAAGGUUUUUUUUUUGUUUUUUUCUUUCUCCUUAGAACAUUGUCGUUUUGAUUAUGUUUUGUUUUUGCUAUCGUUACAGUACAGUUGUAUGCUGACUGACCGAGGCCCUAGCUAUAGGUAGGGUUAGACAGAUUUGGUUGGGCCAUGUGUCUAUGAGGUAUAAAAGCCACACUUAUCGCUCCUAAGGCACAUUCGCUCCUACAUCCUCCUUCUUCACAACUACGGAACACCCCCAUCCCUUCACCAUGUACAAGCUGGUCGUAUUCACCGCUCUCCUGGCCGUAGCCGCCGCCGCCCCCGGCUACAUCGGCGGGUACGCGCCCUACGCCGCGGCCCCCAUCGCCGCCGGCUGGGGACACGGCAUCGUCAGCGCGCCCAUCAUCAGCGCACCUGUCGUUAAAGCCGCCGUACCCGUCGCCACCUCCUACGCCAACACUGUCAAGCUCGCUUCUCCCGCUGUGGUAGCUGCCCACGCUCCCAUUGUCGCUGCGCACGCGCCGCUGGUCGCCGCUCCCGCUUAUGCCCACGCCUGGUGAUCCCAACAACCAACCAAUCUAGGUCCACACCACCCGGCCUAGUGAAACAUAGUCCAAAAUAGUGCAACAGUCAUCAUCUACUCCAUAUUUAUAAAGUAGUGCUAAGACAAUUCGGAAUGUUUGAAUGGAGCAAAAAUCUAGCUCAUUAGAGUUGGAAAGUUGUGCCAUGUUUGGAACCGUAAUAAAAUGAUAUAAAUUCAUAAAAUUGUUUAUUGGUUCUCCCGUUUAUUGCCACUACACCGAUUUCUUUAAAUUAGUAUUUUUAAAUUCACUGCUACGCAAAUAAAUAAUAAAUCUCAAUUAAAAGGUGCUAUAUUAACAUGACCGUAAAUUGAAUUAUGUUAAUUCAUGAUUGAUGGGUUUGGCGCCUACGGGCUAAAUGUUUAAGA
Messenger RNA from Trichoplusia ni (cabbage looper), 1151 nucleotides. It is a transcript of the gene CPH17, whose product is annotated as cuticle protein 12.5-like. Bases 472 to 762 code for a protein of 96 amino acids. The record is from RefSeq and is a predicted model, not a curated record. The transcript has 3 exons. NCBI's taxonomy places the organism in Eukaryota, Metazoa, Arthropoda, Insecta, Lepidoptera, Noctuidae.